GGGUGCAGUGUAUCGCCGAGUCUGAGGAGAAAGCCACCGAAGGAUGCCCGUCUUUCAGGUGAGAUUCAGCGGGCUAUAAUGAUAAUUAAUCUAAAUUGAAGGCAGACAAACGUUCCCGAGCGUCUCCCGCUUACAGCUGAAGGGAAGGACACUGACAGGAAGAUGCCAACAGUAUGCGGUGACUGAGACUGUGGCCUGAAGGCACAGUGGAUCAGGUGGCGGCAGCAGCAGCACCAGUCAGCAGGCAUCUAGCUUAGAUGAAGGAUGAAGAGCCCGGUGCACAGAUGCAGGGAUGUGGAGCACGGGCGGGGGCAGGGCGGGGCCGGGGCUGGUACCACCACCACCUGCCUGCAGGCCGAGCAGCGCAUCCCUAUCUCCAAAGAUGUCAUCACUUCCUCCUCUGCCUCCGCCAUGUGGUUUAUCAGGGACGUCUGUGGCAUCGUGUGCGCCGUCAUCACCUGGCUGCUGGUGUUGUACGCGGAGUUCGUGGUACUGUUUGUGAUGCUGCUGCCAUCCAAGAAUCUAACGUACAGCAUUGUGAAUGGGACCCUGUUCAACAUUUUGGCCUUCCUUGCCCUUGCCUCACACCUCAGGGCCAUGUGCACUGACCCUGGGGCAGUGCCAAAAGGGAACGCUACUAAGGAAUACAUAGAAAGCCUUCAGCUGAAACCAGGGCAGGUGGUCUACAAAUGUCCCAAGUGCUGCAGCAUCAAGCCUGACCGAGCACACCACUGCAGUGUUUGCAAACGCUGCAUACGGAAGAUGGACCACCACUGCCCCUGGGUCAAUAACUGUGUUGGGGAGAACAACCAAAAGUACUUUGUGCUUUUCACAAUGUACAUUGCACUCAUCUCUCUCCACGCUCUGCUCAUGGUGGUCUUCCAUUUCCUCUACUGCUUUGAAGAUGAUUGGACAAAGUGCAGUUCCUUCUCUCCUCCAGCAACAGUCAUCCUCCUCAUACUCCUGUGCUUUGAGGGUCUCCUCUUCCUUAUCUUCACCUCUGUGAUGUUCGGCACCCAAGUCCACUCCAUCUGUACCGACGAGACCGGGAUCGAGCGUCUGAAGGGAGAGACGGGAAAGUGGGGGAAGAUGUCGUGUUGGGAGUCCAUGCAGAUGGCGUUCGGCAGCCCGUUCUCUCUAUCCUGGUGCAGCCCCUUCGCAGGGCUGAGCUGCAAGAAGAGCCCUCCAGAGCACAUCCCGGUCCAACAGGGGGAGAUAAUCGAAGAGGACGUCAUAGAAAUACCACUCAACUAGCUCUGCCUGCAGUCAGGAAGGCAUGCGCCACUCUACAAGACUUUAUCAGGGCUUUCUACUUAGCGAGAAACCACCUGAGAUUUUAAUAUAAACUUUUUAUCUCAAAGACUUUCUAUACUUGAAGAUAUCACAUGCAACACGUCCACUUUCUCUCCCAGUGUUGAUGCAGCUAUUUGUAGGAUGUACAGGACAGUAAACUUAGAUUCUGUGAGUGCUUUUACCAAACUACCAUGGUGAUCCUUCAUAAAUGUCCUGCGAUAAGAGGGAGUCUAAUUCCACGUGGAAAUGAUCCUUUACUUCUAACUCAUGCUGCCAAAGCUGCAGUAUUUUCCUUAAAGCAUUGUGUAAAAAACUAACUGGGGAAGUGAAGGAGCUGAAGGACUCCGAGCUGCUGUCAUGCAACCAAAGUGUUUCUGACUUUAGGAGAGAAGAUUUUGAAGCAUCUAAUCGAGCUGUCUCAGGAGAACACCACUAAUAGUAGCACUAACUGAAGCGUGAGCAGUUUGCUUUCAACCACUUUGCUGUCUCUGAUGCCUUUUGUGAGGAUUUUGAUCCACUGUGCCUUACCUGUCCUGACAAGCAGACCUUUCAGUGUGUAUGAUGUAUUGUUCAACCACUCACUGGUCUUGUUCUGGUGUCUUGGUCCGGAGUCGCCAUUUUCAUUACUUUUUAAACCUCUCUGUUGCACAUAUGGAAUAGUUGGUCAUUGUGAGGAAGAGAUUAUUGUGUAAAUGAUUAAACUGCUGGAUAAGGGCUUUUAACUGUUCAAUGGGUGCUGGUUACCAUGGGACCACUCAUGUUUUCUCAUGUUUACAUUAUUUUAACAAACUGUUUUAUCAUUGUUUGGGUUUCAUUUUUUAAUUCUAAAAUACAUGGAAAUAUUUCAUGUAUCUGUUCAUCACAAACUGUUCUGUUUGUAAGAUUUCUUCUGUGAAUAAUAAAGAAACAGCACCAA
Messenger RNA from Epinephelus lanceolatus (giant grouper), 2209 nucleotides. RefSeq names its product palmitoyltransferase ZDHHC3. Lineage: Eukaryota; Metazoa; Chordata; Actinopteri; Perciformes; Serranidae. Gene Ontology annotation, molecular function: palmitoyltransferase activity. The record is from RefSeq and is a predicted model, not a curated record.